AAAGUAUAAAAGGUCUGGUCCUUUCUCCAAAUAGAUAUUCCGGCGAUUGUCGUCAACUAGCAAGCUUAUCUCUACUUCAGGAGCACAACAGCGUCAACUUCAUUCAAGAUGAAGGCUUAUAUCUGCUUGGUCGUUCUGGUGUGCCUGGGCUCUGUCUUCGCGGCUGAAACUAACAAAGCCGACGAGGUUGCUGUGAAGCAAUAUCCCGGAUCGCCCUGUGAUCCCUUGAGCCCAUCGCCGUAUCAGUGCAUUGAGGGCACGUUCUGCUUGGAAGUGUCGCCCAAAGUAGGCAUAUGCGUAGUAACGAGGAAGAGAAUGGCAAAUGUUGAAGCUUCUCCUGUUACACUGGUAGACUUCGCCAACCCUCAAACAGAGCAGAGUUCCACUCUGACUUUCAACGGCGUAGAUUACGUUUCUGGGAACGCAGUGGACGGGAAUUUCAACUCGGACCUGAUCAACGGAGAAACCUGCGCGCAUACAGAAACCGAAGGGCACCCGUGGUGGAGGUUGAAUCUUCUUGAGUCUCGCUGCAUUGCGCAAGUCGGCAUUGUGAACCGUCGGGAUGGUAGCUAUGUCCGUUUGGCCGGAGCAGAGGUGCUUGUAGGGGGAAUACACCGACACGAGCGGUGCGGCUCCCCCGUCAGCGCCGAGUCGGCCAAUAUCCCCGGCGGGAUGAACCUCGUCAUUUGCGAUCCACCUAUUAGAGGAGAUGAGAUCGUUAUUCACAUUCCUAAAGACGAAGCCACUUUGCAGAUUUGUGAGGUCCUGCUCUGGGAGGUCUCUACCUGCGGAUAGCUCUGGUACGAUCUGCAGCUGUCUAUAUGCCCAGGAUGUGUAUGGAAUGGUCAGCAAACCAAGAAAGGAACUGGAAACUUUGGACGACUGAUUUUAAGUCUAAAAGUAGAAUAAGUGUACUAACAUCCAUUCAA
Patiria miniata (bat star) is the source of this 929-nucleotide messenger RNA. RefSeq names its product fucolectin-1-like. The record is from RefSeq and is a predicted model, not a curated record. The transcript is spliced from 8 exons. The coding region runs from base 109 to 795 and encodes 228 amino acids. NCBI's taxonomy places the organism in Eukaryota, Metazoa, Echinodermata, Asteroidea, Valvatida, Asterinidae.